Messenger RNA from Hippopotamus amphibius kiboko, 1845 nucleotides. It is a transcript of the gene GSDMA, whose product is annotated as gasdermin A. Gene Ontology annotation, biological process: pyroptotic inflammatory response; defense response to bacterium. Bases 149 to 1486 code for a protein of 445 amino acids. The transcript is spliced from 12 exons. The record is from RefSeq and is a predicted model, not a curated record. Gene Ontology annotation, molecular function: phosphatidylinositol-4-phosphate binding; phosphatidylserine binding; phosphatidylinositol-4,5-bisphosphate binding. Lineage: Eukaryota; Metazoa; Chordata; Mammalia; Artiodactyla; Hippopotamidae.
AGCCUACAUCCUCGCCUCCGCAGAGAUAUAAAGCAGCAGCCUGUCCUGGUGAGGGACGGUCAUUCUCUCAGCCUGCAGACCCAGAGAGCUCCGGGCCCUCACCCCAGACCCAGCUGCCAGGCAGGACCCAGCACCGCUGCCUGAGACGAUGACCAUGUUUGAAAAUGUCACCCGGGCCCUGGUCAGACAACUAAACCCUGGAGGGGACCUGACACCCCUGGACAGCCUCAUAGACUUCAAGCGUUUCCACCCCUUCUGCCUAGUGCUGAGGAAGAGGAAGCGCACGCUUUUUUGGGGGGCCCGCUACGUCCACACCGACUACACCCUCCUGGAUGUGCUCGCCCCUGGCAGCUCACCUGCAGACCCGACAGACUCUGGGAGCUUUGGCUUUAGGAAUAUGCUGGAUGCCCAAGUGAAGGGAAAGGUCGACGUGCCAAAGAUGGUCAACGUGAGCGGGACGGCGGUGCUGUCCCAGAACAGCACCCUGGAGGUCCAGACACUCAGUGUGGCACCCAAGGCUCUGGAGACCUUGCAUCAAGAGAGGAAGCUGACGGCAGAGCACCCGUUCCUGAAGGAGAUGCGAAGUCGAGGAGAGAACCUGUACGUGGUGAUGGAGGUGGUGGAGACCAUGCAGGAGGUGACCCUGGAGAGAGCUGGCAAGGCCGAGGGCUGCUUCUCCCUCCCAUUCUUUGCCCCGUUGGGGCUACAGGGAUCCGCAAACCACAAGGAGGCUGUCACCAUCCCCAAGGGCUGCGUCCUGGCAUUUCGAGUGAGACAGCUGAUGGUCAAAGGCAAAGAUGAGUGGGAUAUUCCACACAUCUACAAUGAUAACAUGCAAACCUUCCCUCCCGGAGAAAAGCCAGAAGAGAAGUUCACCCUUAUCCAGGCAUUUGAUGUUGGGGAGGUACACAAGGACUUCAGGACCCUAAAAGAAGAGGUUCAAAGGGAGACCCAGGAAGUGGAGAAGCUGAGCCCGGAAGGGAAGAGCUCCUUGCUCAGCUCCCUCAGCAAACUCCUAGGGAAGAAAAAGGAGCUAGAAGACCUGGAGCUCACGCUUGAAGGGGCUCUAGACAAAGGACAUGAAGUGACCCUGGAGGCACUCCCCAAAGAUGUCCUACUCGCAAAGGAGGCUGUGGGUGCCGUCCUCUAUUUCCUUGGAGCCCUAACAGAGCUAAGUGAAGCCCAACAGAAGCUACUGGUAAAAUCCACGGAGAAAAAGAUCUUACCUUUGCAGCUAAAGCUGGUGGAGAGCACAAUGGAACAGAGUUUCCUCCAGGAUAAAGAGGGUGUUUUCCCCCUGCAACCUGAGCUGCUUUCCUCCCUUGGGGAAGAGGAACUGACUCUCACAGAGGCCCUAGUGGGGCUGAGUGGCCUGGAAGUACAGAGAUCGGGCCCCCAGUACACAUGGGACCCAGACACCCUCCCCUGCCUCUGUGCCCUUUAUGCUGGCCUCUCCCUCCUGCAGCUACUGACCAAGGCCUCCUAACUUGCCUAUCCCAUUGGCUUCCUGCUUCCCUAAGGCCUUCCCUACCUCACUGUGCCCUGUCCUGACACCCAAGGGCAUUUCAGAGUCACCAGGCUGAGAAUGAUGGAAACCCUAGCUGAUCACCCAAGAUAACCAAUUUCCACUUGUCCAAUUCUGUAGAUCCCCCUGCCCCUGUGGCUCCUCAAAGCAUCCAAUAAUGCUUAAAGCCUCUAAAAGUGGAAAUACUCAAACUUUUAAAACUAUGAACCAUUUCAGCAAAACCAAAAUUAAUUUCCUAGCCCAACCCCUCCCGCUUACGAUUCCAAAAAUCAAGCUUUACUGGAAUUGAUGAAAAAAAUAUUAUUUCAUCUUGGGUAAAA